This is a messenger RNA of Gopherus flavomarginatus (Mexican gopher tortoise), 2581 nucleotides long. Its product is annotated as atrial natriuretic peptide receptor 2-like. Gene Ontology annotation, biological process: cGMP biosynthetic process; receptor guanylyl cyclase signaling pathway; protein phosphorylation. Gene Ontology annotation, molecular function: protein kinase activity; guanylate cyclase activity; peptide receptor activity. NCBI's taxonomy places the organism in Eukaryota, Metazoa, Chordata, Testudines, Testudinidae. Bases 5 to 2581 code for a protein of 858 amino acids. The record is from RefSeq and is a predicted model, not a curated record. The transcript is spliced from 23 exons.
GACCAUGGGAGCUGCCAAAACACCUGCCCCUGGGCUCCGAAGCCUCCUCAGUUUACUGGUGAUAUUAGUGGACGGGUGGCAUGACCUGGAUAACAGUGACUAUGAUUGCUGGCCUCUGGAAAAACCAGAUGAGUAUAACAUGCUGGACUGUGGAGGUCUUGAGAUGGCCUGGGUCCAGAGACCUCCAGAAAAGGCUGUGAGUGGGGAGUUCUUCAAUGUAACAUACGCAGUCUUUGCUUCAGAUCACUUUUACCACUAUGCUGUGCAAAACGGACUCCUUUCUCACAGCAAUGCUGCGGCAGCCAAGAAGUUCUGUGAAGAACAAGAGUGCCCUUUCAACUGGAAAGAUGCAAAUGGAGAGAACUGCUGCAUCCAUCACGCCAACAUCCACUCCUGCCCUUUGGCCUUCAUGGGGAAAGGUGGAAUAUGUGGCCCGUGGAUUCCAGAUGAUGGCCAGAUAUUUACUCACACCUUAUCUACAGCUGGAAAAAUGAGUCAGACAAACUGGACUGCCAAGGUCGUUUUGGUUCAUGUGGGGGUGACCUCUCUCAUCGCACACAUCAGGGUUGGGAAAAUGCAAGUUGCUCUGGAAGCCAAAACCACUGUUCUACCUGCAGUCGUCUGCGGAGAUGGUGUUUGUGAAGAAGAUGAAAGCUGUUCCACAUGUCCAGCUGACUGUGGGGAAUGCCCACUCACAGCUGAUGCCAAGAUAGCAAUUGCUUUACCAAUAUGUUUAGUCUGUGCUGGCUUCAUUCUGACAAUAAUGUGGUUUCAAUAUCAGAAGCAAAAGAUGUUUUGGGAUGAAAGCUGGAUUAUAGACUUCUCCCGCAUCAAACAAGAUCGCAUGCUACGGACGGCAAUGGGCAGCAUCAUUAGUGCAGCCCAUGCACCCAGCAACUCCAACGCCAGCUGUAUCACUGCCCUGAGUUCUUGCACAGCAGCUGUCAACACAUCCAGGAAACAGCACUUCACCCACACAGGGAUAUAUGAUGGCAGAACAGUCGCCAUCAAGAAAAUAAGGAAGAAGACAUUCACUUUGUCCAAAUCCAUACGCAAGGAAGUAAAGCAAGUGAGAGAACUUGAUCAUCCCAACCUCUGCAAAUUCAUCGGCGGUUGUACAGAGGUGCCAAAUGUUGCCAUUGUGACAGAAUACUGUCCAAAAGGUAGCCUGAGUGAUGUGCUGCUCAAUGAAGACAUUCCUCUCAACUGGGGCUUCAGGUUUUCCUUUGCUGGAGACAUUGCCCAAGGAAUGGCUUAUCUUCACCAGCAUAAAAUCUAUCAUGGAUGCUUGAAGUCUAAUAACUGUGUGAUAGAUGACCGUUGGGUCUGUAAAAUUUCAGAUUAUGGAUUACCAUCCUACAGAAAAGAGGAUCAUUGUGAGGGUGCUAGUACAUAUCAGCAGCGUUUGAGGCAGAUUUACUUGGCUCCCGAGGCCCAUUCAUCGUCAGACUUUGUCCUCACGUCCAUGGCAGAUGUGUACAGUUAUUCCAUCAUUUUAUUAGAGAUCGCAACAAGAAGUGACCCUGUGCAGGAUGAUUCUCAUUCAGCGGAAUAUUCCUCAUGCCUACCUCUGACAGAAUUAAUUUCAGGAAAGUCUGAGAAUUCCUGCCCAUGCCCUACAGACUAUGUGGAGCUAAUCAGGAGGUGCAGGAAAACCAACCCAACCCAAAGGCCUACAUUUGAGCAAGUCAAGAAGUUAUUGUACAAGAUGAAUCCUAACAAAGUUAGUCCAGUCGACAUGAUGAUGACUCUGAUGGAGAAAUACAGCAAACACUUGGAAGUAGUAGUUGCAGAACGAACCCAGGACUUAAUGCAUGAAAAGCAGAAGACUGAUCAUUUAUUAUAUAGUAUGUUACCCAAGCAAGUAGCAGAUGAUCUGAGGCAAGGAAAACCUUCACAAGCCCAAAGUUACGUAAUUGCCACUAUCUUUUUCAGUGACAUUGUUGGCUUCACUCAACUAUCCAGCACCAGCACACCUUACCAAGUGGUGGAUUUCUUAAACAAACUCUACACUACCUUUGAUGAAAUCAUAGACAACUAUGAUGUCUACAAGGUGGAGACGAUAGGAGAUGCCUACAUGGUAGUGUCGGGCGUGCCCAAAGAGAAUGGUAUUCAUCAUGCCAGUGAAAUAGCAAGUAUGGCUCUCGACCUGGUGGCUGUGUGCAAGACAUUUAGGAUUCCACACAAACCCAACACCCAGCUAAAGAUACGAGCAGGAAUCCACUCAGGGCCAGUUGUAGCUGGAGUUGUUGGAACCAAAAUGCCCCGGUACUGCUUGUUUGGAGACACUGUCAACACGGCUUCCAGGAUGGAGUCCACCAGUGAGGCCCUUAAAAUACAAUGCAGUUCAAAUACGUACCAGCUGUUGGAGCAGAUUGGAGAGUACAUAUUAGUGUGUCGUGGGAAUUUGCAAGUCAAGGGGAAAGGAGACAUGGUGACAUACUGGCUGGAAGGAAAGCAGAAUAUUGCCAUCCAGAAGACAGCACCCAUCACUACCACAACCUCUCAAGACCCUGAUGGAACUACUUUUAGUUUGAUUCCAGGAGUCUUGCCCAACGAUCCUCUCUCCAGCCCAGCUUAA